CCCACUUCGCCCGCCCUCAAACUUCGCCCGUGAGAGCCAUCUUGUGAGUGACUCCGGACAUCUGCCUCGCCGAUGACACGAGACGUUCUUGACCUUCCGGAAUCAUAAAGACUGAAACGGACAAUCUUGAAAGGAGUCGCGACUAGCGAGACUGUACACUGUAGAUGGUGCAUGCAGCAUGCACCUGUGUGUCCCAAAUAGCACCACUCACACUCACUGGCCUUCAGAGUCUCAGACUGCUCAAAUCUCCAUUUGCCAGCGUGGCAGCGCAGCGCUUCCUCAGAGCGAGCCUUCUCGGCGGGACGUCUUCUGCUUCCGCAUGUUCGAAACAGAAUGAAAGGCGAUUCCCUGGCGAUGCUCAUGUGCCUUGGAAAUUGGUCUAAACAAGGUAUUCUGAAGCAAGGUUGGAGAUCCAAAAAACGAUAGAGCAUAUCAAGUUAUCAACCACUAUUAUAUCAAUCAAUCUUCGUCGUCGAAAGUGUUGUCCGUUGUGUCAUCUCGUGAAUUGCUCCUAAGCCCGGGCAGACGGG
Protomyces lactucae-debilis is the source of this 530-nucleotide messenger RNA. RefSeq lists its product as uncharacterized. The transcript has a single exon. The coding region runs from base 165 to 383 and encodes 72 amino acids. The record is from RefSeq and is a predicted model, not a curated record. NCBI's taxonomy places the organism in Eukaryota, Fungi, Ascomycota, Taphrinomycetes, Taphrinales, Protomycetaceae.